GUGACGUAGUUUCCCCAGACUACGCGAGAUUGGAGUGUUGUUAAAAAAUGGCUUCGAGUUGCUGCGGGGUAAAGAAACAGAAAUUGAACAAUGCUAUGCCCGCAGUUUCAUGUAAUGGAGGACCAAGUCACAUGAAUGGAUUGAAAAAUGGAUAUACAGUAGCUUCAAUUACGAUGUGUUUUUAUUGUUUCGACGUUCUCCACAGUCAUUUACACAACUACGAACCACCAAAACCACCGUCUUUCACUAACGAAUAUUUCCCAUUGUUUGUCACAUGGAAGCUAGGCAAAGACAAGAAAUUGCGGGGAUGCAUAGGGACAUUCUCCGCCACAAGCCUUCACAGCGGCCUCAGGGAAUAUGCUGUCACCAGUGCGCUGCGUGACAGCCGGUUCAGCCCAAUCACGAAGGACGAGUUUCCUCGCCUGCAUUGCUCAGUCUCCAUUCUCACCCAUUUUGAGGAGGCUCACGAUUACUUGGACUGGGAGGUGGGCGUGAAUGGUGUGCGCAUCGAGUUCACCAAUGAGAAAGGUCACAAGAAGACAGCUACCUAUCUCCCAGAGGUGGCUGUUGAACAGGGUUGGGACCGAAUUCAAACCAUUGACUCUCUACUCAGGAAAGGUGGCUACAAGGGGCCACUGAACACGGACAUUCGCCGCAGUAUACGACUUACCCGAUACCGUAGCGAAAAAAUCACCUGCAGCUAUAGCGACUAUAUAAGCUCUCGCACGAACGGCCAUGCAUGACAGUAGGCCGGUACAGUCCACCGACAAGACGACUUAUCAUCCACCAUACGUCAGCAAAACUGUAAUUGAUUGUAAGGUUGAAUGGUUUUGCUCGUUCAGUUUACAUGUUCCAGAAAUCUUUCACUGUUCAUUAAUGUUUGCUCUUUUUGUAUGAAUUAAGACUUUUUUUCUUUUUUUAUUUGAAUGAAAAGGACCCAUUAUUGAUCAACCCAUUUAAAGACUUUAGAUUAAUGGAUAAAAUUAAUACUCAAAAGAAGUUCUUUAUAGAUUGCUUACAAUCUGGCUGCUAAAUAUGCUAUUGUUAUUUCAAAUUGAGAUAAUUGAAAAAAAAGAAAUUCAAUGUGAUAAAAUCCAUGUUACUCUCAACAUUAAACCCUUGACCACAUAGAUACAUAGAAUAACGCAUUUGUAGUCCCUAAGAAAGGUAAAUUUAAUUUAAGAGCUUUCAUACGAGAUUCAAGUUUUAGAGGCUUCAUUUCCUGCUUUUAGAUACUGAUAAGCAGCAAACAGCAUAAAACCUGAACAAACUGUGAGUUACUCGCAGGCUGUUCUGGUUUUAUGCUGUUUGCACAUAGCAAUUUUCACUUUGCUUCUGAGUAGGAAAGGGUUAAGCACUAUAACAUUUCUAGGUUGUAUUCUUAUCUUAGUCUAAACUAUCAGGUGAUUAAUAUGAAGCCAGUGUAAAAAAUUUUUUUAUACUGUUCCUGUAUGUACCGUUCUGAACCGUUCUUGUUUUUACAAAUGCAUGUCUAACUUUUCCACUAAAUGAAAAUUACCAAAUACACUUAUACAAAUAUACUGCUUGGCUAGUUUAAGUGAAUUAUUGAAGUUGUAAGUGUAUUAUAUUUGUUUGUUUUUUUAUUUUUGAAAUUGCAGAUAUUUUAUCACUGCUGUUGUUUGUAAAGGCAUAUUCUUCAAUUUUUUAGCAACACCAUUUGUCAAAAUGAAUUUUGUUUGGAAAAAAUACCUCUUUGUUACAUUUUUGUUGGUUUGAGAAGUCUCUUCUACAUGAAAGUCCAAGAGGAAACCAAAAUUGUCCCUGGGCAAAUAUCUUGUAUUUUCUGUUACAUGUAUUUAGAAAUUAUGUUCAUAACACCAAACAUGUAUAGUAUUCAAAUACAUUUUUUUGUUUUCAUAAGAGUUUGUAAAGAAAAAUUGCUUACCUAUUUCAACUGUGUGUUAAGAAUGAAUUUUAAAUUGUUGUUGUGAUAAUAUUAUAUUGUGAAUGUAUUAUCACCAUAUGACUCCAUGUGACGUUUGCUUUUUGUAUGUAGGUAAUUUAUAAACUUUAUACAAGUAAUUAUGAAAUGGAAGUGACAUUUGCCGGUACAGAAAAUCAAAUACAGGUGUUUUUUAACUGCUUGGUGUCCAAACUUUAGGCUGAUAGCUACAAAAUCUUGAUAAGGUAGUCCUUUUAUUUAUGUAAAGCGUUGCACCUUUAACAAAAUAUGGAAAUAUAUGUCAGAACUGAAGGGAUGAAAUAUAACUUAAUAUCAAAUAUGAAUUUAUGGAUAUUAGCAUGUGUGACUGGGAAUGUAUUAAAUUAACUGACUUGAAUGAAUUUGUCGUUUCAUUUAAAUAAACAUUUUUGUGGAAAUGUUUCAAUAAACAUUUUUGUGGAAAUGUUUAAAUAAACAUUUUUUGUGGAAAUGUUAAAAGCUUUUCAAGUUAAAAAACAACACAAUUUUGUCAGCUAAAACUACAAAAAACACAAAAGAACUUUAAAAAAAGAAGUGAACUUAAACCAUGUAAUGAUAUGCUUUAACCCAUUUAUGCCUAGUGGACUCUCCCAUCCUUCUAAAUUGGAUCAAUUUAUUUCCAAAAUUAGGGAUGCCUUGUAUAUUUAUUUCUAUAUUUAGAAUAUUUCUUACAGAAAUUCCUUUAAGCAAACAGCGCAGACCCUGAUGAGAAAAGCUGCAUCAUGCAAUGUCUCAUCUGGGUCUACGCUGUUUGCCAAGGCCUUUUUUCUAGACGCUAGGCAUAAAUGGGUUAAAAUAUUAUAAUGGACAGGCUGCUUCCUUGUCCUUCUUUGUUAACAGAUUAACAAUUAUACUGCAAAAGUAAAAUAUUAAAACAUUUGUAAAGUCUUGGCUAUUACAAUAUUAUGUUGCUUUAUAGGGUGAUUUGUAUCAUUUAUGCUUUCCUUUUUAGUUUUUAUUUUAUUUGUAAUGCUGUGUAUUUAUAUUUUCCUUUGGUAUCACUUAACAGUUCCUCAAACUUAUAUUUUGAUAAAAUUAUAUAAAAGUAAAUAAAAACUUGUUAAAAAUUUAUAAAAUAAAAGAAAACUUCUUAAAUGUAUAUAUAUAAAAGUAAAUAAAAACUUUUCUAGUUGUAGUUAUUUUUUUCAAACUCAGGCAAGAUUGCUGGAAAAAUAGUGUUUAAAAGUGAUUGUGUUAACAAGUGUGAAUGUUUUAUUUUGUAAAAUGUUGUUUUCAUUCAUUAUUGUAAUUGCAUAUUCAUUCAAACUGCUGUAAAAUGUUGCUUGUGUCAUGUAUAAAUUAUCACCCUACAUAGGGGGUAAUCACGUGAAAAACAGGAUAGUGAAGUCCAUGCCGAGACAUAUAUUUUCAGCCGUUUUAUACCCUUUAUUACUUGUAUUAAUUGUUAAAAUGCGGCUCACUUUCCAGCCAUAUCAGCAAGAAAGUGAUUAGUAUUUAUAUAGUAAUAAAAUUCAAUCUAUAUGUCGACUUGCUGUGAAAUUUGUUAGCGGAUCACAAAAUUACAGCUCGUAAGAAAAUUUGCAGCGAGUAAUGUCGAGAUAAAGAACAAAUAUAAAUUAAAGAACAAAUAUAAAUACAAAUUAAACGCUAAUCACUUUUUUGCUAAUAUGGCUGGAAAGUGAGCGGCAUUUUAAAAAUAAAUUAUAGAAAUAGAGGGUAUAAAACGGUGACUAAAAUACAUGUCUCAGCAUGUUUGUCGUCAUCUUGUUUGUCAUGUGAUUUAUCCCACUGCUUUAGGACUAUCUAGCACCAACUAAGGGCACAUGCGUUUAUCAAACACAGAUUCUUGUUAUAAACAAUUGAUAAGUCCCUUUAAGACAAUUUUGUGGCUUCUGGUUUUCACAGUGUUUAUUGGUAAUAAAAAUAUGUAAGAUUAUGAAAAUUGAUGUAAUCUUUACAGUUUUUAAUGAAUUGUGUGAAAUUGUUAGAUAAACCUUUGAAGGUCUAUUGAGUACAUGUAACAGGUCAACUUUGAUAAUCAUUAAUUGACUGUACUUUGAAUGUUAUUUAAACUGGCUAAUUAUAAAUGUGCAUUAUGCACGCAUGCUUUGUUUACUGUAACAUGAUAUAGGUCGGGUGUAGUGUGUGUAGAGCAAGAACAAAUUAACUUGACACCAUGCAGUUAUAGGAAAUGAAUUAUUUGUUUCUGGACAUACUGCUAUGAAUAUAAAGUUUAGAAGCUGACACUCAUAUGUUUAUUAACCCUUUGCAUGCUGGGAAAUUUGUCAUCUGCUAAAAUGUCGUCUGCUGAAUUUAUAAAAUUAGCAUUUUCUUCGAUUUAUUUCAAAGAAUACUUUCAGAAUAGCAAACAGUUUGGAUCUUGAUGAGACGCCACGUUCUGUGGCGUCUCAUCUGGAUCCAAACUGUUUGCAAAGGCCUUAAAAAUUCGGUUCCCGCAUUUUAAGGGUUAAGUCUAUAACAGGCUACCCUUAUUUUUCAUCAAGGGCAGAUUAAACUCUUUGGAACAUUGAUAUAGCAAAUACAUCACUUUCACCCUUGUAAUAGGCAAUCGAUUGAAAAAAAACUAGUAGAGUUCACAAGUUUGGUCAGUUUGUUCUAGCUAUGUACGUGUACGUACGCUACAAAAAUUACCUUAUGAAUGAUUGUUAUGUUAUUUUGUUGCAUCUCUCAUGUUUUAUCUGUGCUUUGCACGGCCAUUUUAUCACAGUCUUUUCCCGUCUUGUCAGGGCUGUACGAACAAUUUUAGGGAGUUUUUAAUUAGUGUAAUAUUUCUAUUUUGUAGUGUGGAAUUGUAAAUUCCAUUGUCAUAGUGUGUUACAUUAAUAUGUACCCGACUAAGCAGAUAUGGUGAUUAUUUUAAAAUACAUAAUUAUUCUUAUUUGCUGAAUUUACAAGAAGUAGAUUGCUUUGAUUUUCAGCUUUAAGGAAAAAAGUGUGUGUUUUUUCAGGGUGAAAAUAGUUUAAGCGUUUAUAAAAGUAACAAGUUAAUCUCAAAGAUUGUUUUCUCAUGUAAAUUGCAGUAAACUACAAUGCAGAAUUAGCACUCUGACCAUGGGGCCAAGUCCGGAUAUCUCAUUGUCAGUUCAAAGCUAUUUUUCCACUUUCAUUAACUUUACUCAAGACUUGAUGUUUAGCAGUUUUUUGCUCACCUGAGCACAACGUACUCAUGGUGAGCUUUUGUGAUCGCCUUUUGUCUGUCGUCCGUUGUCCGUCGUACGUUGUGCAACGUCAACAUUUGCCUUGUUCACUCUCUAGAGGCCACAUUUAUUGUCCAAUGGUCAUGAAAUUUGGUCAGAAGAUUGGUUUCAAUGAUAUCUUGGAUGAGUUCGAAAAUGGUUGCGUUUGCUUGAAAAACAUGGCCUUUUUCCUUAUACAUUUAUGGCUAUAUAUGGCUAUAGCAAAAAUCUUGUUAACACUCUAGAGGCCACAUUUAUUGUCCGAUCCUCAUGAAUAUUUGUCAGAAGAUUCAUCCUAAUGAUAUCUUGGACGAGUUUGAAAAUGAUGUCGGUUAGUUGAAAAAGAUGGCUGUCAGUUUUCUAGUUUGCUAAAUCUUCAUGAAAUUUGGUCAGAGCAUUUGUUUCCUGUGUAGUAAAGUUUGGUUUUAUUAUGUCAAUAUAAUGUGACAUUAACUGUAUUAUGUAAUUUUUCAUAACACAGAAUUUUCAUAGUUAACAUUACUGUUUUAGUUAUUAACACUUAUGAUAAGCCUUUCAACUAAGAGAUAACUGAAAGAAAGACAACAUGUACAUGAUUUUGCAGUAUUUAUGCAGUCUUUAUCUCCCUUGUUUAAUCUGGUUCAGUAAUCUAUUUUUAGUUCUGCUCUGGAAUUUGGGAAGAUAUUGAUCAUUGAUAAAUGCACUGUUCUGAGGGAAAAUUGACUACUCUGCCAUUGAUCUCUUCUGAACUGUAUAAAAUAAGCUGUUUUGGCUGAUUUAAACACCUCUUGAUGCUUUCUUGAAAAGUUAACAGCUCUUGAAAAAGGUUGGAAUUUUGAAAUAAUUAAACUCUAAAUUAUUUUUAACACCAGCAUCAAGACAUUUUGGCAUUAGUUUCUGCAUUAUUCUUAUUAUUUAGAUUAUUUUUAUUUGGCAUUUUCUAAAUUAGAAAGACUCUAUUCUAUUUCAAUAACUUUAGUAAAUUUUUCUUAUUUUUACAUUUGAUUCACUGAAGUUUCCUUAUCUCCAUUAAUAUUGUUCUUUAGAUUAAAUUAGACCUAUUUUGUAAACUAUAUUUUUGAAGCACUUUCUAGACUAACAGUAACUUAUAUCAGUUUUUUUUGACAGAUUUUGAACUUCUUUUUACAUUCAUUAAGGUAUUUGCUGUAUGUUGUUCAUUUUUGUAACGAUGCUUAGAUUCUUUAGAAUUGGCUUGUACCUGUUCUUAAUUUUCUGUCAUUGUUCUUCAUUUUCCGAGUUCUUGGAAUAAGAAUGAAUUUUUUUUGUUAAAGCUGCCUUGGUUUUCACUUAUAAAUAAAUUCUUUGAGUGUAUUUAGGUAUCCCUGGCUGAACGCCUUUAGUUAAUUGAAUUACAACCAGUCAGUAUAGUCAUCCUGACCGGAAAUAAGUGUUCGUCAAAUAAAUAUUUGCGCAUUACAUAAGUGCUCAUAAAGUUACAUAACUUGUAACCGUCCUGUUCAUUUGCGUAAGCGAAGAAGGCCGCACUAUCACACCUGCAUAGGACAGUUGAGUUAGAUAAUGGUUUGGAUAGGUAAAAAAACAUGACCUCCGGGGGGGGGG
Messenger RNA from Dreissena polymorpha, 6660 nucleotides. Its product is annotated as nuclear protein AMMECR1-like. The transcript is spliced from 5 exons. Bases 48 to 743 code for a protein of 231 amino acids. The record is from RefSeq and is a predicted model, not a curated record. Lineage: Eukaryota; Metazoa; Mollusca; Bivalvia; Myida; Dreissenidae.